AUGGCACACAUCACCAAUCAAGAACAAAAGCAGCAGCAGGGGGUGAGGGGAGGCGCGACACCGUCGCUACUCCAGGUGCUGCUGCUGAUACUCGGUCUCUGGCUGCCGGUGCUGGACAACGGCGGCCUGGUCCUGGCCUGCGGGCCAGGCAGGGGCGGCGGCCGACGACCGCCACCGAGGAAGCUAACGCCGCUGGUGUUCAAGCAGCAUGUGCCGAACGUUAGCGAGAACACGCAGCCGGCGAGCGGGAUGAGCGAGGGACGAGUGUCCAGGCAUGACUCCAGAUUCAGGGACCUGGUGCCCAACUACAACACUGACAUCAUCUUCAAGGAUGAGGAGGGGACCGGCGCUGAUCGCCUCAUGACGCAGAGGUGCAAAGAGAAAUUGAACACCCUCGCAAUCUCGGUGAUGAACCAAUGGCCAGGGGUGAAAUUAAGGGUAACGGAAGGCUGGGACGAAGAAGGGAAACACGCUACGGAUUCGUUGCAUUACGAGGGACGUGCCGUCGACGUGACAACGAGCGAUCGGGAUCGCUCGAAAUAUGGAAUGUUGGCUAGGCUCGCCGUCGAAGCUGGUUUCGAUUGGGUUUAUUACGAGUCCAGGUCACAUAUUCAUUGCUCCGUCAAAUCUGAAUCCUCAUCCGCAGGGAAAUCAGGCGGUUGCUUCCCAGGCAAGAGUCUGGUCCGGACAGAAGAUGGCCUCGCGAAGAGGUUGGACCAGGUGCGUCUGGGCGACCGUAUCGCUGCCUUGGAUUCCCGCGGCGACAUCGUCUACAGCGAAGUGAUAGCGUUCCUGGACCGAUCGUUGACGGAGAGGAGGCAGUUCGUGCGAUUAACCACGGAGUCCGGCCGAAUGUUGACUCUAACACCAGCCCAUUUGGUGCCUGUGGAAGGCAGGUCGUCAGUGUUCGCAGGCAGGGUGCAGCCAGGGGACAAGAUCCUGGUGAGGGAUCCAGCGGACGAAAAUGAAGUGGAGCAUCGUCUGCGAUGGGACAAGGUGAUGGACAGCCGGCUGGUCCUCGAGGAGGGUGUCUACGCUCCGCUAACAAUGGAGGGCACCCUUUUAGUCGACGAUGUAGUGGCAUCCUGUUACGCAGUCGUGGACAACCAGGAUCUAGCCCACCUAGCCUUCCUGCCGUACAGAAUCUGGAGCAGCCUAAAGUCCUUCGUAAGGAGGCUGACUCUAGAGGACACGAGGUACCCAGACAUCAGGCAAGACAGCAGGACGACGAAGGAAGGCAUCCUGUCGUACGCUAGCUUCCUCUACUGGAUAUCCUCUUACGUGACGCCAACGAGGAUGAUCUAUCAAUGAUGAGAGCCCGCAGGGGAACGAAGCUAGUUUCAAUCGAACGGACCGUGAAACGCGUCCGGGAAUGUUAAUCUCGUCUCGUGGAUGCCGCGAAGGACUAACGAACAGCAUCCUCGAGGCGGAAGGGUGAACGUUUUAGAGGGCGGCUUGCGGAGUUUGAUCAGUGCUGACCCGUGGACAUCUUCAACGUUCCUGGGGGUCGAUCGAAGACUCCUUACUCGCGGUUCAUCUCGCAACUGUAAGCGGAUCGGAAUUGAUUGGACGUUUCUAAUGUUUGCUGUGAACUGACAGACACGUGGCACGUGCUAGGUGCAUUGAGAAAUUAAGGAUCCGUGUUCUUGUUACAUUUGUAAACCGUCUUUGAGGGAUUGACUGACUUCUUACAAACUAGUACUGCACAGGGGCAAGAGGAAUCGUUGCUUCGCGAUGCUUGAUUGGGUAGUUAUUAGCCUAGCCGCGCGAUGAACAACGAAAGUAGAACAAAAUGCGACGGAAUGAGAUGCAACCGUGGAAAAUGACGUUAGUAGAAUUUUAUGUCAAGGUCCUUUUGCUUUUUACAAUUGCCACGGGAAGGAUUCCUAAAUCACAGCCAUGUUUUCGAGUCGAUGGCUGAAUUUACAGGUCCUCGUGUUAAUGGCUCGAUGACGAUAGCACGUUUGGGGAUUGUCUACAUGGUCCGGAACAUCCAAUCGAUUUUGCUCCGAUUAUAGUCGAUAAAUUGUAUCUAGUUCGAAGGUAUGAGGGAGGAGUUUCCCUCUGGGUGCCUCGCGCCCGAGAACGUACUCGACUACGUCGAUAAUAUUGAUGAAACGAAUGUUAAAGAGAGCGGAGAGUUUGUUGGCCAGUGACACACCGUUCACCGAGUGACGUGUAGUAUACUAGAUAUGUAGGACGAACAAAGUGAAACGAAGCUUUAGAGAGGAUCGAAGCUUUUCUCUUAAUAUUGUAGUGUGUGUACCAUACGAGUAUAUAAUAUAAAUCGUUCUCCUUCCUCGUUCCUUGGCGAUCGGCCGUGAAUCGUGUUCUCUGAGACGGAUCCGUGACAGAGCCCGUUAAAACCGAGGAUUAAUCGUGUUAACCCUUUGCGGACAAGAAUGUUUUGAACUUCCAGUGUUUUUCUUAACGAACAUGUGAUUUUUUAGAACCUCUUAUCAUAAAAACUAAAAUAUCGAAGUCUUAAAUAUUAGAAACAAAGAAAACUAUAUAAAAUUGAAGAAUUAAGCCAUAUAAAGAGGAACUGUUUAAACUUCUAUAUUUUUUAAUGAACUUGUGAUUUUUUAAACCCUGAUCCCAUAAAAAUUGAAAUAUCAAAGUCUCAGAUAUCAGUAAAGAGUAUAUAAAAUUAACAAGGUAAACCAUAUAAAAUUUAUAUAAAAACCAUAUAAAUUUGUCGUUACUCGAAUAAUUAAAUCAUCCAUUCCCAGUUUCAAAUCUUAAAUAUCAAAGCCCGAAGUCGCCAUUAUGGCAUUCGUUCGCAAAGCGUUAGUAAAGAAAUAUUAGUACACCAACACAGAUUGAUCCUUCAUCGAUAUUCGUCACGACAAAAAAAUUCGGGACAGUGUUUUUUAAUUGCACAACUUCAAUGGAGAGCGCAGUUAUAAUUUCACGCAAUGCUGGCGGAUUACAUUUUACAGCAUCGCGUGUUCCGCGACGAAAUAGUUGAAAAACGGUUCCCUUUAUGGAAUAUUCGAAUUUCCAUGGAUUUCAUGAAACGCCCAUAAAAGUACGUCCCGUAUUUUUCUACUCCGUGGAACCUUUCAGGAAUCCCGAUACCGAAGUAUUUCACAUUUUCCGUGGAACGCCGCGAGCGGUGUCAAAUAUUCAGCGAACACUCAACGAAAUGAAUUCUCGUUCACAUUUACGUGCUUUUAAUUGCGCGUGUCGC
Messenger RNA from Nomia melanderi (Alkali bee), 3193 nucleotides. It is a transcript of the gene hh, whose product is annotated as hedgehog signaling protein. The record is from RefSeq and is a predicted model, not a curated record. Gene Ontology annotation, molecular function: calcium ion binding; patched binding. Gene Ontology annotation, biological process: cell-cell signaling; smoothened signaling pathway; multicellular organism development. Lineage: Eukaryota; Metazoa; Arthropoda; Insecta; Hymenoptera; Halictidae.